AUGGUUGUAAAGCACAACAUAAUACCCUGCGUCCUGGAGAUACUUCAUAAGGGCGAAUUCAGAACUCAGAAGGAGGCUGUUUGGGUUAUCAGUAACUUUACCAAUGGUGGUACUGCAGAGCAAUGCGCUUAUUUGCUCAACCAGAAUGUUUUGAAAGCUUUAUCUAAUAUUCUCACGGUUAAUGAGCCGAAGGUUGUGCUCAUGGUUUUGGAAGCCGUCAAGAAGCUUUUCGAGGUCUCCGACCAGUUUGGUCAGUUGGAAUCUGCUUGUAUAGAGUUAGAGACUUGUGGAGGUCUAGAUAAACUGGAGGCAUUGCAAGAUCACAGUAACCAACAGGUUUACGAAACUGCUUAUCACCUGAUUGAAAAGUACUUUAAUGACGUGGAUGACGAUGAAAGAUCAAGUGUGGAAGUCGCUUUUAAUGAAGUACCGGACUCUGAAGCACUUCCAAAUCUACAGCAAGAGUUCCAGUUUAUUGCACCUGAUUCUGUUCCUGGUCAGGGUGGUGAUUUUCAGUUUUGA
This is a messenger RNA of Heterobilharzia americana, 522 nucleotides long. NCBI's taxonomy places the organism in Eukaryota, Metazoa, Platyhelminthes, Trematoda, Strigeidida, Schistosomatidae. The record is from the annotation of a GenBank genome assembly.